Messenger RNA from Ustilaginoidea virens, 321 nucleotides. RefSeq lists its product as uncharacterized. NCBI's taxonomy places the organism in Eukaryota, Fungi, Ascomycota, Sordariomycetes, Hypocreales, Clavicipitaceae. The record is from RefSeq and is a predicted model, not a curated record. The coding region runs from base 1 to 321 and encodes 106 amino acids. The transcript has a single exon.
AUGCGCUCUCCUCAGAUGCUCAGCCUUGCCGUCGCCCUGGCCGCCGUCGCCACGGCCAACCCUCUUCCUGAGCAGGAAGCCCCGACCGGGGGCUGCACAAAGACCAUCGCCGUCCUGCCCCCCUUCACCUGGGGCCCUACCAGCACCGUCUGGACCACCACCACCACCCUCACCAGGCCCGUCGACUGCGGCGGCUGCACCAGCGUUGCCACGCGCGACAUCGAAGUCGGCCCGGGCCCCGUCGUCUUCUUCACCACGACCGUCACCGCCACCGGCCCGAGCACCACCACGGUCUUGGCUUGCGCGACCCCCACCGCUUGA